AUGUCACUACAAUUAUUAUUUAAUAUUAGUUCUAAAUUAAUUCUUGAAUCGGACCUUUGUUUAUGUGAGAGAAAGACCCUUUUACGACACAUGUAUGAUAAUAGUUAUGGUCGAACACACCUAACCAAGGAUACGCGGUUAUUCUUGGAGAAAGUGUUUGCCCAGAAACAGUGGUUGACCAAGGAGGAACGACAGUUAAUUGCCAGGAAAUGUGGACUUAGUCCCUUGCAAGUAAGAAUAUGGGUAUGUUAA
This is a messenger RNA of Arxiozyma heterogenica, 252 nucleotides long. RefSeq names its product homeobox domain-containing protein. NCBI's taxonomy places the organism in Eukaryota, Fungi, Ascomycota, Saccharomycetes, Saccharomycetales, Saccharomycetaceae. Gene Ontology annotation, molecular function: DNA binding. The record is from RefSeq and is a predicted model, not a curated record. The transcript has 2 exons. The coding region runs from base 1 to 252 and encodes 83 amino acids.